Cyphellophora europaea CBS 101466 is the source of this 1329-nucleotide messenger RNA. RefSeq lists its product as uncharacterized. The transcript is spliced from 2 exons. The record is from RefSeq and is a predicted model, not a curated record. Bases 1 to 1329 code for a protein of 442 amino acids. Lineage: Eukaryota; Fungi; Ascomycota; Eurotiomycetes; Chaetothyriales; Cyphellophoraceae.
AUGGAUCAGGCUAUACCCAUCGCCCUCAAUGGGGUCAAUAUGGGUGCACAGCACUUUGACAAAGUCUACGAUCCACUGAAGCACAAGUACUACAAGCGCAAGGGCUACUAUCGAGAUGACCCUGAUGUCCAAGACCACCGAACUCCAGAAGAGAAAGGCUAUGUCCUCCGUCGCCGCCGGGACGUCGGCUCUGAUGAAGAAAUAGUCGAGACUGUUCGUCAUCGAGGCGAGAUCCUACCGCGUCGUCCGGGCCGACCGAAAGAGAUGGCCCGCAAAGCCAGCAGCUUUGACGAUCUCAAGACUGCUGGCAAGGCAGCUGCGGCAGGAGGUGGAGCCGCCGGCGCCAUGGUGCCGUAUCGCAAUGGUCGAGGUCGCGGUGGCGAUAGCAGCGACAGCGAAGGAUCAAUCCCUCCUCGAUCGCGUGUGCGACCCAAGUCGACCAGUGGCCGCAGUCACGCAAGCCGUCGCCGCCGAGGCUCCGAUUCCAGCUCGUCCGACAGCAGCUCCGUGUGCUCCAGCACUGAAGACGAAAAAAAUGUCAAGAAGAUGCAACGUAAGAAAUGGAUCACGGCAGCCUUUGCGUCAGUCGCCACCGUCCAUGCCGCGACCAAAGUCUACAGCAGUAUAGAGGCUCACGACAAGCGAGUCCAGGACGUCGCAACUGGCAAGAUGAGUCCAGAAGAAGCCCACAAAAAACAACGUAGUGCCCGUUGGCAAGAUGCAGCCGCCAUCGGUAUUGCUGCUCUGGGUAUUCGCGGUGCACUUUCCGAGUGGCACGAAGUGCAGGAAGAACAUUCGCAACAUCGAGAAAUGAUGGAAAAGAAAGAAAUGCAUCACAAGAAGCGAUUGGAGUCAAUGCGUCGCAAACGUGCUCAGGAGCGAGGAGGCUACUACAAAGGCCGUGAUGGCCAAUGGUACUAUGACGGACCAAUGCCUCAGAGCAGUCAGAGCAAGAGCUCAAACAACGAUGGCCGAUAUGACGAUCAACGGGCCAUCAAAGACAGCGAACGCCAACAGAAGAUGCUGGAAUAUGAGGAGAAGGGCACGCACAGGGCGGGCGAUACUGAGUAUGACUUCGACCAUUACAGAAACGACUAUGACAAGUGGGGCAGUGAAGACGGACGGAGCAGGGACAAGAGUAGACGCCGGGACGACCGCUCCCGAGCUCAUAGCAGAGCAUACUUUCACGACGAUGAUUAUGACGACCGGCGGUCCCGCUAUCGGCGUGAGAAACCUGAUGAUCCGACCAAGAAUCCGAAGCUGGAGAAGCCCAAGGACACAGCUAAGGACCUGGGCGUGAAUGUGGCGGGAGAGUUGCUCAGUGUUUGA